Messenger RNA from Ectocarpus sp. CCAP 1310/34, 1641 nucleotides. Lineage: Eukaryota; Phaeophyceae; Ectocarpales; Ectocarpaceae. The record is from the annotation of a GenBank genome assembly.
AUGCAGCACGACCAUCCCGCUCGGGAGGAGCUUCGCCUAGAACUGGACGGGCACGAGGACGAACAUGGAAACGGGCAAGAUCUCGGCGACGGGGACGCUCCAUCACCACAUCUCCCAUCGACGCCAGCUGGAUCGUCAUCCGAGACCCACGCAUCUAGCCCCAGUCCAUCAUCGUCGAACCCGACUGAACCGGACACUUCUGCAUCAACUGGAUCGUCCGGCAUGCGGCGCCUGCAAGUCACCAGAGCCAGCACGCGCGGGAAGCCCACCAGCGACGAUCAUAUCGACGUCAACUUGGUUCCUGCCAAUCUGGAAGUCACCAUGAACGACCGCGGUCGAGCCCAUGCUACAACGGGCCGCGUAGAGCCAUCCGGUCUUUCCUUCACUCAGCUGGCUGAGAUAGCCGAUCAAGCCCAGCUCCCAUGCCCUGGCGAUACUGAGGAUUUCGCCCACGUUGCGAAAGACCCCUUCACGGUGCCGCGUGCUCACGCCUACGUCACGACCACUCACGAACACCACGGGAUCUUGGAGGAGACGAAUCAAGCGAUCAAAAUCCCCAACACCUACGACGAAGCCAUGAGCUCUCCCCAGCGCGAAGAAUGGAAAGGAGCGUGCAGCAAGGAAAUGGACAACAUGCGGAAACACGACGUCUACAAUCUGGUGCCCCUCAGCAGCGUUCUCAAGGGAGAGAAGAUCCUCGGAACGAAAUUCGUCUUCAAGAAAAAGCUGGACGGACGCUUCAAAGCUCGCCUGGUAGUCGGAGGACAUCGUCAAGAGCCAGGACAGGACUACGGACGCAGCUACGCACCAGUAUGCCGUAUCGGGAGCAUUCGCAUGACGUGCGCCAUUGGCUGCCACAACAACUGGCCCAUCUACCAACUGGACGUUGUCGGUGCCUUCCUGAACGCCCUCUGCGACAGAGAUGUGUACGUCAGACCCGCCCCCGGUACAUCCGCCAAGAACUCCGCGACGGGAGAACCCAUGGUGUACAAACUAGAACGGAGCCUCUACGGCCUAUCGCAGUCGCCUGCGCUCUGGAACGACACCCUGGACGAAUCCCUCACGGUGUUCGGAUGGAAAAGGACUCAAUCCGACCCCUGCGUGUACGUGUAUACCAGCGGCAACAGCAUCGUGAUUCUCACGGUCUACGUAGACGACAUUCUCAUCACGGGAGGAGACCAGCAGCUCGUUGACCAGAAGAAGAAGGAGCUCACGGAUCGAUUCGAGAUGACCGACAUGGGAGAGGUAAAGCGGAUCCUCGGGAUCGACGUGCCGCGGGACUACGAGCAAAGGACCCUGGCCAUUUCACAGGAGCACUACGUGAACGCACUUCUGGAGCGGUUCGGAAUGCAAGAGGCCAACCCAGUGAGCACUUCUGGAUACGGAGCGGAAAUCUCCACGAAUCAACCUCAGGACCAAUUCCUUGGACCCAUGGUCAAUUUUUACCAGUCGAUGACGGGAAGCAUCCUCUACGUGGCCCAGUGCACGCGAUUCGACCUCUCCUACGCUGCCCUACCACUUUCCAAGGCCUGCAGCAACCCAGCGCAGGUGAACAUGACAGCAGCCAAGCACGUUCUGCGAUACCUUCGGGGUAAUCCAGUUCUUCCUAUCGCCUACAANACUGGCCCAGUGGCGAUUUAA